Molecule: messenger RNA, 751 nt
Organism: Bemisia tabaci
Lineage: Eukaryota; Metazoa; Arthropoda; Insecta; Hemiptera; Aleyrodidae
Source: RefSeq, a predicted model, not a curated record
CACUAGUACCUGCUCACGAAUUUUUACAUUGACUCUUACGGGAGUCCAGGGUCCUAUAGAACUGGUCCCGUGGUCCCUGCUAUUAUUCUAUGGUUCGGCUUCCGAGAGUGGCAAGUGUCCAAUUUAGGUUCAACCUAUUUUUCGUUGUGUUCUUCGUUAUCAACCAGUAAAUCAGAAUGGGUGUACCAGCUGGAGAUGCAGAGAAGGGAAAGAAGGUUUUCGUCACAAAAUGCUCUCAAUGCCACACGAUAGAAGCUGGUGGCAAACACAAAGUUGGUCCCAAUCUGCAUGGUAUUAUUGGCAGAAAAACAGGUCAAGCCCCUGGAUUUUCUUACACAGACGCUAACAUUUCCAAAGGUAUCACGUGGAACAAAGACACUCUUUUUGAAUAUCUAGAAAAUCCUAAGAAAUACAUCCCCGGCACAAAGAUGGUAUUCGCUGGAAUCAAGAAACCUCAGGAACGAGCGGAUCUGAUUGCUUAUAUUGAACAAGCCUCUAAGUAGACUACAAUGAUUUGAGUAUUAUUAUUAAGUAGUACAUAUAUCACUUGCCCGGCCAACACUGUUUUUAAAUUUAGCACAAGUGUCGAUGCUAAGAUUGUGUGCAAUCAGUGCUCCAACCUAAAAAUGUAUAGCCAUCUAAACCUUUGUCCUUGUCAAAGUUUGACUUUGCCACUGUUCGUGGAAGUGAUAUUGAGAAUCACUUGUAUAAACUCUCAAUAAUUUAUUAAAGUGUUCAUAUCAAAUAUGAA